Molecule: messenger RNA, 504 nt
Organism: Lottia gigantea (owl limpet)
Lineage: Eukaryota; Metazoa; Mollusca; Gastropoda; Lottiidae
Exons: 5
Biological process (GO): regulation of DNA-templated transcription
Cellular component (GO): chromosome
Molecular function (GO): protein binding; histone H3K36 methyltransferase activity
Source: RefSeq, a predicted model, not a curated record
CUACCCCCGAACUGGAAAACAGCGAAAGAUGCCGAGGGAAAAACUUAUUUUUAUCACAGUAUUACUCGAAUAACACAGUGGGAUCCACCAACAUGGGAUCAGGCAGAUAUUGUAGCUGACAUGGAUCUUGGUACCCCGACAUUUGACGAGUUCGGUAAAAAGAAAAAGAAGACGAAGACAGCUGAAGCUGAUACAUCAAGUGAAGUAGAGAAGAAAUUAAAAGAUAUAUUUAGGAAAGGAAUGUCCACGUAUAUUGUAUCAUGUUUGAAUCCGUAUAGAAAAAACGACUGUAAACUGGGUAAAAUAACAUGUACAGAUGAUUUUAAACAUCUAGCCAGAAAGUUAACACAUCACGUCAUGGCGAAAGAAUUAAAACAUUGUCGUCAUGUAGAAGAUUUAGAAGUCAACGAAAACGUGAAAUCGAAAGCUAAAGACUACGUCAGAAAAUAUAUGUCUAAAUCAGGAGCCGUGUAUAAAAAACCUUUAGAUGAUGAUAUUUAUUAG